This is a messenger RNA of Impatiens glandulifera, 1885 nucleotides long. Its product is annotated as light-mediated development protein DET1. Gene Ontology annotation, cellular component: cullin-RING ubiquitin ligase complex; nucleus. The transcript is spliced from 11 exons. Lineage: Eukaryota; Viridiplantae; Streptophyta; Magnoliopsida; Ericales; Balsaminaceae. Gene Ontology annotation, molecular function: ubiquitin-like ligase-substrate adaptor activity; ubiquitin protein ligase binding. The record is from RefSeq and is a predicted model, not a curated record. Gene Ontology annotation, biological process: protein ubiquitination; positive regulation of proteasomal ubiquitin-dependent protein catabolic process. Bases 134 to 1741 code for a protein of 535 amino acids.
UUCGUUGUUGUUGUCCCGCUUCUGUCCAUCCUUGGCAUUGGUUUUUUUAUCUUCUUCUCUCUAAAACUGUUGGAAAAUCCUUUGAAUCCUUCAAUAAAUCGCGUUUCAACCCUGAAUUUUCUUCAACGAACUGAUGUUUAGAAGCAACAAUGUUGCUGCGCGGAUUUUUGAGCGUCAGAUUCACACUCCUGCUCCUGGAACCAGUUUUCACCAUGCUAGGAGAUUUUAUGAGAAUAUAGUUCCCAAUUGUAGCAUAUAUGAUGUUGAGUGUCCUGAUCAUUCAUUCCGAAAGUUUACUGAUGAUGGUCAUUACCUUAUAAGCUUUAGCAGAAACUAUCAGGAUUUGAUUGUUUAUAGACCGACAUGGUUAUCGUUUUCAUACAAAGAAGAUUGUGAUUCUCAUGAUCUUCCUGCAAAAUCCAAGAGAUUCGAUAGUUUCUUUGUCCAACUAUAUUGUACACAACUUGCAACUGGUGGUGAGUUCAUCUGCAAAGACUUCUUCAUUUACUUGGAGGGUAACCGGUAUGGUAUUUUUGCAACUUCGACCCCACAUGUACAAGAUGCACCCGCUGUUGGAGGAGCAAUUCAAGGAGUGCCUUCCAUUGAGAAGACAACAUUUCAUCUUUUAAGAUUGGAAGAUGGAGUUGUACUUGAUGAAAGAGUUUUCCAUAAUGAUUUUAUAAAUAUGUCCCAUAAUAUGGGUGCAUUUUUGUAUGACGAUCUACUGGCAAUAGUGUCAGUUCGUUACCAAACAAUUCACAUUCUCCAAAUUAGGGAUUCAGGCAAUCUUGUAGAUGUUCGAGCAAUUGGGGCAUUUUGUCACGAGGAUGAUGAACUUUUUCUCAAUUCAAAUGCACAGGGCUUAGAAAACCCCAACAAAAGUAAACUUCAUCAAGAGGCUAUAGAUCAAGACGGGAAUGACACAUAUUUGGAGCCAUCUAUUUAUGAGAACUCUUUCCUAACUGCAAUCAAACAACGCUUGCUUUCUUUCAUAUUUCGCGGGACAUGGAAUGAACAGACUGAUCAGGCCCAGAGAAUCCAGUGUUUGAAGAAGAAGUUUUACUUCCAUUUUCAAGACUAUGUUGAUUUGCUCAUCUAUAAGGUGCAAUUCUUGGACCGACAUCACCUACUUAUAAAGUUUGGAAGCGUUGAUGGAGGGGUGAAUAGGAGUGUUGAACAGCACCCUGCAUUCCUUGUUGUUUAUAACAUGGAGACAACUGAAGCUAUUGCAUUUUACCAGAAUGCAUCGGAUGAGCUAUAUUUAUUGUUUGAACAAUUUUAUGAUCAUUUCUUUGCAACACCUAAGAAUUCAUUGCAUAUGAAUUUUAUAUCCUCUCACUCAAAUAAUAUUCAUGCUCUUGAGCAACUAAGAUGUAACAAGAACAAAUUCACCAGUUUUUCUCAGUUCGUGAAGAAGAUGUUAUCCUUAUUGCCUUUUACCUGCCAGUCACAAAGUCCAUCUCCAUAUUUUGACCAAAGUCUCUUUCGGUUUGAUGAAAAGCUAAUUUCCGCCACUGAUCGGCAUAGACAGUUCAUGGAUCACCCAAUCAAGUUUAUUGGAAGGAGGCCACCACAUGCUUUGAAAUUUAAAAUAAAACCAGGUCCAGAAGUUGGAGUAGCAGAUAGCAGCUUGAAGAAAAUAUCUUCGUUUUUGUUUCAUCCAUUUUUGCCACUUGUUCUAUCGAUUCAGCACACUUUAUUUUUGCAGCCAUCAGUUGUAAAUAUUCAUCUUCGUUGGUAGAAGAAGAAGAAGAAAAGAAGCUUCAAAUUUAACAAGUUUAUUUAUUUUAUAUUAUAGGAUAUUCUUCUUAGUUAACAAUUAUCCUGUUUUAAUAUUGAUAAUUGAAUAUUACUUUCUCCUCAAUGAGGUUACACGGGUUUGUUU